Molecule: messenger RNA, 1017 nt
Organism: Exserohilum turcica Et28A
Lineage: Eukaryota; Fungi; Ascomycota; Dothideomycetes; Pleosporales; Pleosporaceae
Exons: 1
Coding region: 161-802 (213 amino acids)
Source: RefSeq, a predicted model, not a curated record
CGCGCCAAGAGGGCAUCUCUUUGGGGGCACAAAACUUUCAACUACGCUUGAUAUUCUCACUAAUCAUCAGCUUGUCGCACAGGCGACCACGCCGUGUCUGUCCACCUGUUCUGUAGAUCGCUCACUACUCGACUCAACACAUCAUACACUUUAAAUUAACAUGGGCGACGACAUUGAUGCUGAGCUUGCAGGCAUCGGCAAGGAGCUCGACAAGGACGCGGAGAUUGAGCGCAUCCGCGGCGUCUUCAGCCUCGAUGCAUACGCCGUCCUCGACCUCCAACCCGGUGUCCCCGAAUCCGACAUCAAAAAAGUCUACCGCGCCAAAUCUCUCCUGAUCCAUCCCGACAAGACCAAGAACCCGCUCGCACCCGAUGCCUUUGACCGCCUGAAGAAAGCCCAGACCGUGCUCCUCGACGAGAAGCUGCGUGCCGAGCUGGAUGAGAACAUUGCGGAUGCGCGCAUGUUGCUCAUGCGCGAGAAGAACCUUACGGCCGACGACGAGGAGACGCGCGGUGAAGAAUUUGCAAAGGAGUGGCGACAAAAAGUCAUCUGGGUGAUUCGAGACAACGAGAUGAGGAAACAGAGGCAGAUGAAGGCGGCUAUGCGCGAGGAGGGCAGGCAGCAGCGCAAAGAGGAGGAGGAGGCCAAGGAGCGCAAACGCAAGAGGGAACAAGAGGACGCCUGGGAAAAGACAAGGGACACGAGAAUUAACAGCUGGAGAGACUUUCAGCAAGGCAAAAAGCCCGACACUGCUGAGGGCGGCGCUAAGAAGAAGAAAAAGAAGGUCAAGGCCUUGGGAUAGGAUUGUGCUCCGUUGAAACAACGAGAUCUGUUUGCAGUCGGUCGAUACGCUGCUCAAUAUCCAGUGUAUCGACACGUUCGACAUGACCCAGCCAUGUGGGCCGUCUUGAGACAGACUCGCUGGUCCACCACAACACAUCCGCCGAGUCUUUGAAAGAAAAGAAAAACCCCCAUGCCAAUGUUUUUUAGAUUUCCAUUUUUCUACAUAACCUCGAU